AUGACUGCAAUUGACUGUGUAGUUGAAGCUAGCGAAUCAUUAUAUAGAGUCAUUACCGAGGAGCUUUCUAAGCAGUCCACUAAAAAGUACAAUCAUGACAAAUUCAGCUUACUUGAUCUUGAUAACUGGAGGUCAGAUGUUCUACCUGCUACACUUGCAGAUAGGUAUAAAGAGACAAACAAAGUGUGGUUAAAUAAAGACGAAUUGAUUUUACUUAUGGAUUGGAAGCUAGCAAAAGGGGUAUACAGACCAAUGCUACCAAAAUUAAUCAAAUCAAAUGAUAGAGUUGAACAAAUUACUGAAGAAGGCUAUGAAAUAUUCUUGAACUUCGUAAAAGACACCAAGAGCAGAGACUUCUGGCACAAUGAGAAGAAUAAAAAUGAUUACAUCACCAUGAUAAAGGCAUCUUUUAAAAAGCUAUGUGAAUUACGUGGUGUUGGUCCUGCAACAGCCAGUUUAAUAUUGUCUCUAUGUACUCACAUAAGUAAAGAAUUCGCUCCCCCAUUCUUUAGUGACGAAAGUUUCAUAUACUAUAUCAUUGAGCCAAAUAGACCAGACACAAAAAUUAAGUAUAACAUGAAAGAAUACACACAAGAAUUGCUCCCUCUAUAUUUUGAUAUUAUGAAUAGACAUAGCAAUUUAAGUAUGAAUUUGCUAGAGAAAGGUGGCUGGGCCAUUAAGACGUAUGACACUUUUAGGAUUGAUAAAUUGAUUGAUAUAAAACUUCCUUUCGAAGCAUCCAAUGAUGUGUUAUUAAAAUUCGAGGACUUCAAAGAGGCAAAGGAGGAACCAAGGCGUAAGAAACUCAAAUCAGGUUGA
Messenger RNA from Priceomyces carsonii, 819 nucleotides. RefSeq lists its product as uncharacterized. Bases 1 to 819 code for a protein of 272 amino acids. The record is from RefSeq and is a predicted model, not a curated record. Lineage: Eukaryota; Fungi; Ascomycota; Pichiomycetes; Serinales; Debaryomycetaceae. The transcript has a single exon.